Molecule: messenger RNA, 276 nt
Organism: Aureococcus anophagefferens
Lineage: Eukaryota; Pelagophyceae; Pelagomonadales; Pelagomonadaceae
Exons: 1
Molecular function (GO): protein binding
Source: RefSeq, a predicted model, not a curated record
CUCUUGGCGCGAGGCGCGGACCCGAAUCGGGCCGCCGCCGGGUACGAGUCACCUAUACACACAGCAUGUGGCUGGGGCGAAGGGCCCGAGGGGUAUGCGUGCGUACGCCUUCUUCUGGACGCGGGCGCGGAAGUCGACCUUUGUGACGAGGAUGGUGAUACCGCUCUACACAUCGCUUGUGGAUCUGGAUUCGAGCCCAUUGUAAAGCUUCUCAUUCAGCGCGGCGCGAACCUCAAAGCGAAAAACGAUGAUGGUUGGACGCCUUUGGAAGUCGCC